Diaporthe amygdali is the source of this 1923-nucleotide messenger RNA. RefSeq lists its product as uncharacterized. Lineage: Eukaryota; Fungi; Ascomycota; Sordariomycetes; Diaporthales; Diaporthaceae. Bases 1 to 1923 code for a protein of 640 amino acids. The transcript is spliced from 4 exons. The record is from RefSeq and is a predicted model, not a curated record. Gene Ontology annotation, molecular function: zinc ion transmembrane transporter activity. Gene Ontology annotation, cellular component: membrane; Golgi apparatus. Gene Ontology annotation, biological process: transmembrane transport; zinc ion transport; intracellular zinc ion homeostasis.
AUGCGACCUCUUCCCUCUCCCCUCCCUCCUGACUCAAGCUUCGAACCAACUCAAUUGAAGAGGUCGCGCUUCACCGAACCAUCAUCUCGCUCCAACAUUUCUGGGUUCCCUCACAGGAUUCUUGGGCAACGGACAGUUCCGCCUCGACUCGCUCGACACGGGGCUGAUACGACGCGAGAUCCAAGAAUACCAGGGGCCACAAAGGGCAACCGGGCCGAGGACAUCGUGGGCCAUCCAUCUUGCGGGGCCUCCGUCAUCCUGCCUCUUGUCUUCGGGGGACCUCGUCUGGUUCUCCUAAGCACCUUGUAUGCGCCUCAGGGGCAGCACGACUUAUACGACGCCAAGCCUUGGGCUGUUCUCGCCCCAGGUACAAACACUAUCAUGGCCUCCACCUAUGUGCUGCCGGGGACGACAAUGCCCACCUCCCACCGGCACCACGGCCACAAGCAUGGGCAUUCUCGUUCGCGCUCGCCCUCGUCACUCGGCUCCUUGAACAGAUCUUUCAAGAUGGACUCGAGCUUUAGCAUCCCAGCACCAAAUCACGACAGCGACCACGACCACGGGCAUGACCAUUCGCACUCGCAUAGCCACUCCGAGCCGCAUACCCACGAUCACGGCUCGCACGUACACAUGCACCACGCGAAUUCAAUGCAGCCGCGCCAAAACGUUCCUGCCCCGCUGCUACCCAACAACGGGUGGAAGAUGACUUCUACCUCCAAGGGAAAACAACUUAUAACCCCCAUAACCGCGUCUUUCUCUGAGCAGGAGCAGUACGAAGCACCAGAGGUGCAGGGCUCCGAACCACCGCACGAUCACUCUGCCGAACGCUCAAGAUUCACCAACAUGCUACUCCCGUAUACCUCAAAAUGGCCCAUAUUACAUGCUGUGAUGACGGAGAAAGACUCGAGGAGGAUUUUCUAUUUCAUGAGUCUGAACUUCUUUUUCAUGGCCAUUCAGGCCUUUUAUGGUUACAUUACGGACUCUCUUGGCUUGCUGAGCGACAGUAUACACAUGUUCUUCGACUGUGUUGCUCUUGGUGUUGGUCUGUUUGCUUCUGUCGCGAGUAAAUGGCCGCCCAGUGCACGCUUCCCCUACGGCUUUGGCAAGAUCGAGACGCUCAGUGGUUUCGCCAAUGGUGUAUUCCUGGUCCUAAUCAGCGUCGAAAUUAUGAUCGAGGCCGUGGAGCGGAUCAUCGAGGGCAGGGAGACUAAGAGGCUGGCUGAGCUGUUCAUCGUGAGCAGCCUCGGCCUGGCGGUGAACCUUGUCGAGAAGAGCGACCAUUCGCAUGAUCAUGGUCAUGAACACGAUCACCACACUCACGGAGAGGCUAACGGGCAUGGGCAUCACCACCACCACCACCACCAUUCUCAUUCGCAUGAUAAUGAGAACAUGAUGGGCAUAUAUCUGCAUGUUUUGGCGGACACCCUCGGCAGUGCAGCCGUCAUCGCUUCGACAGCAAUUACACAUUUCAUCCCCUGGUCCGGCUGGGAUCCCAUAGCUUCCUUCCUGAUCGCAGCGCUGAUCAUGGGGUCUGCGAUACCAUUGGUCAAAUCAUCUGCACGGCGACUUCUUCUGACCAUCCCAGACGACAUCGAGUAUACUCUACGGGAGACAAUGUCGGGAAUUCCGGAACUGCGCGGUGUUGCAAGCUACUCGGUGCCUAAGUUCUGGAUCGAUGACAGGUUCUCGGGUGAAGAUGCGCAAGCAGGCAAGCUGAUGGGCGUCAUGCACGUCGUCGCUGUUCGUGGCGCUGAUAUGGGGGACGUCCGAGAUCGCGUACGAAAGUACCUUGCAGCGAAAAACAUCGAUGUCACGUUGCAGGUCGAGCGGGAAGGCGACGGCACUUGUUGGUGCGGCGUCGGGAAGACCCCACUGACCCCGUUGAGUCCCCCAGGAGGAUCGCAGAGCCUGAAGGCGCGUUAG